AUGUCAUAUUACCCAAAUACUCAAAUAAAUGUUAGCGGAACUUCCACAGAUUGGAGGUUGCAGUUCACUGAAGAAGAUAGGAAAAAUAUAGUGAGUAGAUUGUUUAAGGGGUUAGAAUUUCUUAAUAAGAAUAGCGAAGAGAACUUCAGUGACAAUCAAAGGUUCUUCUAUUCUAAAAAUUGGGAAAACGAAGCAUACAACAUUGCAAAUUCAAGAGACGAAUACAACUCUAUAAUAGGAGCUAAAUUAAAGGAGCUUACUACUCGAAUCAAUACUGCCGUCCAAAGAAAACAGCAGCACGUGAUGCAACAUUUACCCGAACAAAUUGCUACU
Diversispora eburnea is the source of this 333-nucleotide messenger RNA. Lineage: Eukaryota; Fungi; Glomeromycota; Glomeromycetes; Diversisporales; Diversisporaceae. The record is from the annotation of a GenBank genome assembly.